UGUGACCCCAGGAAAGGUUGUCACAUGUAAGUGUUUAGUUAGUGUGUGUGUGUGUGUGUGUGUGUGUGUGUGUGUGUGUGUAUGGGGGUGGGGAUGAAGGGACGAGUGACUGUACAAGACACCUCGUAUGUGUUACAGGAUUACUAGGAUACACUGUGGAGUAAAACUGAUAGAGGAAACAAAUAGAAGAGAGAAAGAAAGAAACGCAGAUGGAUAAUCCUUCUUCCAGCCAGUGGCUAAAUUAACCAUCUUCACCAAAAUGCCACCUAAAGGGACAUCAGUUUGUUUCCACCAGGGCAGCAACCCAAAACUUCAUUAUCGAUGGUAUGCAUUUAUAAAUUCUUCUUGAGGAUUUUUUUUUGCCUUUAAUCUGCGCAAGUGUCUCAACUAAAGGCGUCUGAAGCGCAUCUCCGAAAUGGAUCAUUUAUUCCGGCGCAACAGAGUCUUAAAGACCUUGCUGAGUUUGACUUUAGUGUUUGCCACUUUGUUGAUGAUUCAAAAGUUCAAAGUGGUGGACAUCCGAAUGAAGGAGGUGCGUUUGGAUCUAAAAAGCAACUGGUGCUUUUCUCCACAAUGCAAGACUAAAGCCGCUGAUGGAAACGCGUCGGCCCCGGUCACUCAGCGCGCUCCGGCUGCCUGGAACAUCACCGCUAUUACCUGCACUGCCGAUUCCGGUCUGCGCACUCAGAGCUGGUUUAGGACUCUGGACUCCAGGUUUCACGAAUUCGUCCUGCACAGACACUGCAGGUAUUUCCCCAUGCUCAUAAAUCACCCCGAGAAGUGCUCUGGAAACGUGGAUCUGCUCAUCGUGGUGAAGUCGGUUAUAGAACAGCACGACCGCCGCGAGGCUGUGCGUCUCACCUGGGGCAAAGAGCGCACCAUCGGUGGGAAAAGAGUCAAAACCCUGUUCCUGCUGGGCACCCCUGCGCCUGGAAAGGACUCCAAAAACCUACAGAAACUCCUAGAAUACGAGGACAGAAUCUAUAGAGAUAUACUGCAAUGGGAUUUCAUGGAUACCUUUUUCAACCUCACAUUAAAGGAGGUCAAUUUUCUGAGGUGGUUCAACAUCUACUGCACAAAUGUGCCCUUCAUUUUCAAAGGGGAUGAUGAUGUCUUUGUCAACCCAACUAACCUGGUGGAUCUCAUAGACUUCCGAACACAGGAGGGCAAAGAACGUGACCUGUUUAUUGGGGACACCAUUUCAAAAGCAGCGCCUAUCAGAAAUCGGCAGAGUAAGUACUAUAUACCCAAAGAGCUAUAUAACGAGCCAUAUCCACCCUACGUAGGUGGUGGAGGGUUUCUCAUGUCCUCUCAGCUGGCACAUAGAUUUUUUGCAGUGUCCGAGAGUGUGAAGCUUUUCCCCAUUGAUGACGUCUUCUUGGGCAUGUGCCUUCAGAAGUUAGGGCUGGCACCAGAAAUGCACCCAGGCUUUAAAACAUUUGGGAUCGUGAGGCGCAAGGUGAGCCAGAUGAACAGUGAGCCAUGUUUCUACCGCCACCUCAUUGUGGUGCACAAACUGAGCCCAGAGGAACUGCUGAGGAUGUGGGACACGGUGCACGACAUGAAGCUUACCUGUGCCAGAAAGGGUAUCGAUUGACCCCAGAAAUUGGGUGAAAACCUUGAACACUAGUCAACAGUUUUGUGUUCUUUGUUCAUUUAUUGUUUGUUCAGUUAUCAUUAUUCAUGCUCUUGGUCUCAUUUGAUUCAAAAGUGUCACCGUUGGGAACUAUAGGUGAAAGCACGCUUCAAUAUAAUUAAUAAUAAUAAUAAUAAUAAUAAUAAUAAUGAUACAGGGUGUCCCAAACAUCUCCAUACAUAGGGGAAUAUGUUUUCCAGACCAUAUCAGUUGUGCCUUCAUGAGUGGAUGUUGGUGGACGUUCAGUUCUCGGUCUGCAACACUUCCAGUCUAUUUUGUUAAUAAGUUUGGCAAACUGCUGCGUAUGGUGUGCUUGCAUUAUUUCCAGUUAGUCAAUCGCAACCUUGCAACAGCUUCUAAUCCACCCAUGAGAAUGAUUUCAAUAUGCCCUUCUUUGUCAAAGGCAUUCUUAAAGGCUAUCUGGAAAAAUAAAUAAAUAAAUAAAUAUAUAAUCAUUUUAGAAGACAUUUGUUAAAAAAGUGUUAAUUUCCUCUAUGUAUAGAGUCUUUUGGGACACCCUGUAACAACAACAACAACAACAACAACAACAAUAAUAAUAAUAAUUUCCCAUUCAGGGAAAUUUACUUAAACAUAAAUAUGCUCUAAAGGUUUCUUUUCAGCAGCCGAGAGACCUUUAAACAGUGGAUUAAUGCAAUUCCUGUCAUGCAGUGUGUGAAGUCUUUUUACAGCAGAAAACCAAAGAAAAGACCUAAAGUUUCCAGCUGGAGUUUUUGUGUGGAUGUCAAACAUUAAUUAUGCUUUGUUGCAUAAAAAUCAAGCUAGCUACUUUUCCAAAA
Ictalurus furcatus (blue catfish) is the source of this 2433-nucleotide messenger RNA. RefSeq names its product UDP-GlcNAc:betaGal beta-1,3-N-acetylglucosaminyltransferase 7, like (gene b3gnt7l). The record is from RefSeq and is a predicted model, not a curated record. Bases 416 to 1597 code for a protein of 393 amino acids. Gene Ontology annotation, cellular component: membrane. Lineage: Eukaryota; Metazoa; Chordata; Actinopteri; Siluriformes; Ictaluridae. Gene Ontology annotation, molecular function: hexosyltransferase activity. The transcript has a single exon.